Messenger RNA from Diorhabda carinulata, 2351 nucleotides. Its product is annotated as polypeptide N-acetylgalactosaminyltransferase 1-like. Lineage: Eukaryota; Metazoa; Arthropoda; Insecta; Coleoptera; Chrysomelidae. Gene Ontology annotation, cellular component: Golgi apparatus. Bases 259 to 1968 code for a protein of 569 amino acids. The record is from RefSeq and is a predicted model, not a curated record. The transcript is spliced from 7 exons.
AGUAGGGCUUGAAACAUCAUAACCUCAAAUUUGACGUACACAAAACUAUUGUUUAUACUACAUAUUAUUUGAAGUAACAGUUAUAUCAAGUUUUAGUCUUCCGGUAGUUUAAGUGUCGAUAAAGUCAUACUUAAAUAUAACGGUGUUUAAAAAAUAUAAAAAUUUGCAUAAUGCCAACGACGCACGAUACAUACUAAAAUCAACAGAUAAAAUGUGCUUUUAGAUAGAGUAUGAUCAGCAUAGAACCAACCAAAAAAUAUGUUAUUAAAAUGUAUUCGACUAAAGAAAAUUUACGCAAGGUGUAUUUUUAUACUCAUAAUAAUAGUCUGUUUAGUCAUAAUAACAUCACAAUUUUUACCAAAAGAUAAUCAAAACAACAGUUAUAAACAUAGUAAAGUAAGUAACAAUUUAAGCCAAAUUUUCGAAAAAAAGUUAAGGGACUACGAAAGCAGAAUUAUUCCUAAUUUGGGAGAUAAUGGAGAAGCAGCUUUUUUAGAUGGGAAAGAUGCAAGGGACGGCGAAAAAGCUCUAAAGAAAUUCGCUUUAAAUACAGUAUUAAGUGAUAGAAUGCCUUUGAAUAGAAAACUUAGGGACCCAAGAAACAAAAAAUGUAAAGAUUUUGCGUACGAUCCAAAACUUAAAGCAUCAGUAAUUGUGAUAUUUUAUAAUGAAUUACUAAGUGUCGUUUUACGUACAGUUUGGAGUGUCAUUUUACAAACGCCCGGCAAACUGUUAGAAGAAAUUAUACUAGUAGAUGAUGCUAGUACUGAAGAGUCUUUGAAAGGAUUGUUAGAUUAUUAUUUAGAAACGCGUUUGAAAGAGCACAGAAUCAAAAUAGUUCGAAUUAAACAUCGUUUGGGACUUAUCCGAGCCCGUCUUCAAGGUGCUAGAAUAGCCCAAGGUGAUGUUUUAAUCUUUCUGGAUGCUCAUUGUGAAGCCACUGUAGGCUGGGCUGAACCACUAUUAUCCAGGAUAGAAGAAGACAGAACAGCGGUACUAGUUCCAAUUAUAGACGUUAUAGAAGCUACCAAUAUGGCUUAUUCCACAAAUGGUGAUACUACAUUUCAAGUAGGAGGAUUCUCUUGGUCUGGUCAUUUCACAUGGAUAGAUAUACAAGAAGAGAAAGAUAAGAAUAAAUUAACGCCCGUUAAAUCUCCAACUAUGGCAGGUGGAUUAUUCGCUAUUGAAAGAAACUUUUUUUGGGACAUAGGAUCAUAUGAUGAACAAAUGGACGGUUGGGGUGGAGAGAAUUUAGAAAUGUCGUUUAGGAUUUGGCAAUGUGGAGGUCGAUUGGAAACUGUACCAUGUUCGAGAGUCGGUCACGUUUUUCGAGAUUUCCACCCGUACUCUUUUCCAGAUAACAAAGAUACCCACGGUAUUAAUACAGCUCGUUUGGCUCACGUCUGGAUGGAUGAUUACAAGAGAUUUUUCUUUAUGCAUCAACCCGGCUUAGAAAAUAAUCCCAUCGUAGGUGAUUUGACCCACAGGAAACAAUUGAGGCAAAAAUUGAGAUGUAAACCGUUCAAAUGGUACUUAGAUAACGUUUACCCAGAAAAAUUCAUUCCGGACGAAAACGUUUUUGCCUGGGGUCAAGCUCGUACUGAAUUCGAAAUGUGUCUGGAUGAUCUCCAAUUAGGAGACGACAAAGUUGGACCUUUAGGUCUAUACCAGUGCCAUCCGUUUUUGGCUAUGUCGCAAUAUUUUUCUAUAAGUCAAAAAGGGGAAUUGAGGAAAGAAAACACGUGUGCGGAGGUUUUUAAUGGGUAUGAUGUACAGUUGACUGCUUGUCAUGGGCAUCAAAGAGAGCAGUACUGGAUUCUAUUUAAAAAUGGUUCAAUUUAUAAUCCGGCGGUGAGAAAAUGUUUGAGUAGUGAAGGUGUUGAUAAUGGUAAAGGAGUAAAAGUGGAAGACUGCAAAGAUAGCGUUUAUCAGAGAUGGACUUUUACAAAUAUUAAUAAUACAGUUUAAUUUUUUUUUUCCAUACAAAUCAGGAAUCGAUAUUAAAAAGAAUCACUUCAUAAAAAAACCCGUGCUGGAAACCAAUUUGUCUACUAGACAAAACCAUGGGAUAAUAUUGUAAUUUUAAACCUUCUGUUUUUAUUUCGCCAAAAAAAUUAUUAAAAAAAAUCGUGUCAUGAUUUAUGCUCAAUAUAAUAUAUAUCUUAGUGGAUUUUAUUCAUUCAUCACUUCUUGUGACAAGUUAAUUAAUUUUAAUGGUUGUGUUUAUAAACAAAAAAACUCAUAUAUCACAAGAAUUGUUUUUUUCCUAUUUUUCUCAAUUUUUCCAUAUAUUGUAUUGUUUCCCUGUUAUAGCAAUAUAUUGUUGAAAUAAAUGCUAUUUUUUUAUAUAA